Phanerochaete carnosa HHB-10118-sp is the source of this 2132-nucleotide messenger RNA. RefSeq lists its product as uncharacterized. The coding region runs from base 1 to 2094 and encodes 697 amino acids. The transcript has 4 exons. The record is from RefSeq and is a predicted model, not a curated record. NCBI's taxonomy places the organism in Eukaryota, Fungi, Basidiomycota, Agaricomycetes, Polyporales, Phanerochaetaceae.
AUGUCCUUGCGCGAGUACAAGUACGCGAUGGCACUCUUGUCUCUCGUAUGCAGAGCGUUCAGAGACGAGGGCCAGAAACGUCUCUUCCGGUUCAUCGCAUAUCACAAGAAUUUCGAGCUGGGAGGGAGAGAAUCAGAGUACAGCCUUCCAGCCUCGCGCCAGCUCUGGCACGACCUGCUGCAUAGCGGCAAUACCCGAGCUCAACACCUUGCCGGAUAUGUUCGCGAGUGCACGUUCACCUCUACUAGCUGGACAGCCGGGAACGAUUUCACCACCCCCACUUUUGUCCCCGCGACGCUGCAUUUUCGUCGCAUGGAAAAGGUUACGAUACGAGACAUCAUAGUCAACGCAAGCAUGCUCAUCACGCUCGUUGGCAUGCCUUUCCUUCGUACUGUCACGAUAGAAGAAGGCGCACUCGUCGCCGGAUCCGCAGACCUGCAGUUCCGUGCAGCUCUGGCACCCUCCACGAGCAAAUGGACAAGUUUCACCUUCAAACCAGCUUUCUUCGGGACCGCGUGGUCAGGCUUUCUGCAAAAGAUUGUGAAUUUGGACGGUCUCGAAUAUCUGUCGUACGACGUCGGGCGAAUCAAUCCUGCGCUAGUACUGUUCCGAUCCGACUCUGUGGUGUUGUGUCUCAAGGAGCUGUUCGUUCGCCUAGAGAGCAGCUUACUGACUGGGCUGGUUCCUAUCUUGGAGCGCGCCCCUAGGCUCUUCCGGCUAUCAAUAUCCCAUCGUCACUGUCCGGAUUCUACGACAUGGCAGCAGCCCAAUCCUCUUCCGCUGAGUAUCAUACCCCACUUACAAGAACUAAUUACGACGCAUGAGAGUGUGGUCUCGUGGCUACUUCCAGGGAGCUGGACAGCCGGGAACGAUUUUACUACCCCCACUUUUGUCCCCGCGACGCUGCAUUUUCGUCGCAUGGAAAAGGUUACGAUACGAGACAUCAUAGUCAACGCAAGCAUGCUCAUCACGCUCGUUGGCAUGCCUUUCCUUCGUACUGUCACGAUAGAAGAAGGCGCACUCGUCGCCGGAUCCGCAGACCUGCAGUUCCGUGCAGCUCUGGCACCCUCCACGAGCAAAUGGACAAGUUUCACCUUCAAACCAGCUUUCUUCGGGACCGCGUGGUCAGGCUUUCUGCAAAAGAUUGUGAACUUGGACGGUCUCGAAUAUCUGUCGUACGACGUCGGGCGAAUCAAUCCUGCGCUAGUACUGUUCCGAUCCGACUCUGUGGUGUUGUGUCUCAAGGAGCUGUUCGUUCGCCUAGAGAGCAGCUUACUGACUGGGCUGGUUCCUAUCUUGGAGCGCGCCCCUAGGCUCUUCCGGCUAUCAAUAUCCCAUCGUCACUGUCCGGAUUCUACGACAUGGCAGCAGCCCGAUCCUCUUCCGCCGAAAAUCAUACCCCACCUACAAGAACUAAUUACGACGCAUGAGAGUGUGGUCUCGUGGCUACUUCCAGGGAGGUCCGUGUCAUCGUUGACAAUCAGCGGCGAUGCAAGUAGCGGCGAAGCGUUCCUCGCCGCUACAAAAACCUCCGCAGCCGGCAUACGCGAGCUGAAUAUCUCUGUCGACCUGCUAUACAUACUAGCACAAGAAGGCUGGCCUGCUCUGCGUACUCUCUCCGUUCAACAAAGCACCACGCCUAAUCUGCAAAGCCUGCCGCUGCCUGUGAGUUUACUCAAACAAAGCGCCUUCAGGGCACUUCAGCCGCUUCCCUCGGUCACUUCGUGGGUGUAUCACAUCGGCAGCAGACACAGGAAAGAUCGGGUGGACCUAGUCAACCUGCGUCUUCAACAGUCGGAAAUAAUUACCAAGUUGGAAAUCACAUUCCCGAACGCAGACCGAUUCAGAUUUGGCGAGGCCAUCGAAUGGCGACGAGAUGGUUCAGGGUCAAGAGAGUGGAGACCAUGCGUGCACUCUCGGAUCUUGCUCUUGGAUUUAUUGGUUGAGGAAUACGACGAGAUGCAGGACGUGGCUGGGUUCCUAGCGGUCUUUCGAGCCGCAAAUAAUUAUUGUAAAGACAUGGAACUGAAUGGCUGCGGUACUGUGUUCGUGUGGGUAGAUGCUGUCUGUAUCAUAUAUCAUGAGGCGUCGUAGCUGCAGCAAUGUGUACAGAAAUACAUGGCAAUUCGCGU